This is a messenger RNA of Daldinia caldariorum, 885 nucleotides long. RefSeq lists its product as uncharacterized. The record is from RefSeq and is a predicted model, not a curated record. NCBI's taxonomy places the organism in Eukaryota, Fungi, Ascomycota, Sordariomycetes, Xylariales, Hypoxylaceae. The transcript has 5 exons. Bases 1 to 885 code for a protein of 294 amino acids.
AUGAAAGUCGACCAAGCCGCGGUUCUUGCUCGAGACAUGCAGUUGAAUGCUUCGCUCGACUGCCUCCUAGAACACCCGCGCGGGCCAGGAUCGAGCGCGACGCAAGAAGACCAUGAGUUAAAGGAUAAGGACGUGAAGCAUGCGUACGAUAGUGCUCUAUCGUCCACGUGCACCGUACAAAAAGCACUAACUAGCCGACGAGAAGAGGAGGCCGAGAGCUAUGGUGAUAUUGGCGCAUUUCAUGGCUCUCCGCCCAAACGCAAAGCCGCAAAUACUACCGCCGCCGCCACCACCACCGAAACCACCACGCCGAAAGAAAAACAGUCGAAACUAGCCAAGGAGCACAACAUUUCGGCGCGGGAGGAGCGCGAGAUCAGGGAGGCGUUCGGGCUGUUCGCGGAGCCGGCGGAGGGCGAGAAGGAGGGCGUCAUACCGACUAAGGACGUGCGGCGGGCCAUGGUCGCCCUAGGCCUCCCCCCGAAGAACAAGUCCGAACUCGCCGAGUUCCUCGAGAUCCUGGACCCGGACGACGAGGGGUACGCGUCGUACGAGCCGUUCGUGGCCAUCUGCGCGCUGAAGCUGCACGCAGCGGCGCGGGAGCGGGGCGGCGGCGGGGGGCCGGCGGCGGAGGAGGUGGACGAGGCGUUUAGGUUGUUUAUCGGAGCAGGGAUAGGAGCAGGGGGAGGGGGAGGGGGUGGGGGAGAGGAAGAACAGGUUCUGACGCUGUCGCAUCUCCGCCGCGUGGCCAUGACCCUCAAGCAGGACGUCGACGACCAGCUGCUCAAGGACAUGAUCCUCGAGGCGAACGGGGGCGCGGGGGUGGGGAAGGGCGUGGGCAGGGCCGAGUUCGAGGAGGUUAUGAGGAGGGCGGGGGCGUGGAAGUGA